Capra hircus (goat) is the source of this 2110-nucleotide messenger RNA. It is a transcript of the gene UMAD1, whose product is annotated as UBAP1-MVB12-associated (UMA) domain containing 1. NCBI's taxonomy places the organism in Eukaryota, Metazoa, Chordata, Mammalia, Artiodactyla, Bovidae. The transcript has 5 exons. The record is from RefSeq and is a predicted model, not a curated record. The coding region runs from base 220 to 633 and encodes 137 amino acids.
GGGGCGGGGCUGAGGCUCCCUCCUCCUGAGACCUCGGUCCUUGCUGCGGCUGAAUCCCGGAAGCAAGGUGGCGGGCUCCGGUGCCGGUACGACGGGGGACUGCGGCGCGAGCAUAAGGUUCAGAUGUGGCGCUCUUGGGUGGCGACUUUGUGAACCAAAGAGACCCGCGGUCUGUCCUGUCCCAUCCUGUAACUGGGAAAGGUAACGGCAGAAGCAGCAAUGUUUAACUUGUUCAGAAAGCCUCUGGAAUCUAAGAAGCCGUCAGUACCCGAGACAGAGGCAGACGGCUUUGUCCUUUUAGGAGAUACAGCACAUGAGCAAAGAGUGGCAGCAAGAGGCGAAACUUCAGAUGCAGAAGACAACCAGCCUUUGGGGACUGGCAAAGAAAACUCAUCCAGUGUGACUGUAGCAGGGCCUGAGACGGAAAACAAGGCAGGCCAGACCCUGGAGAACAGCUCACUAAUGGCCGAGCUCCUGAGCGACGUACCCUUCACCUUGGCCCCACACGUGCUGGCCGUGCAGGGCACCAUCAGUGAUCUUCCUGACCACUUACUCUCCUAUGAUGUCAGCGAAAACUUGUCAAGGUUUUGGUAUGAUUUCACUCUUGAAAACUCAGUACUUUAUGGUUCAUAAUCUUUAUGUCUGUGUGCACCUUAACAAACUUUGAAACAAAAGUUUGCCGAUUUUAUUUAACUUGUCUGAUGUUUUUUGUAAAGGCCCUUAAAGGUCCUCAGAAAGCAAGGAUCAUGAAGCAGAUAAUAAUAUAUUCAUUGCUCUAUUUUUUAGAAUAAAGCAUAUUUGUAUAAAAAUUAAACCUAAGAUCUACUUCCUUUUCCCCUAGUAAUAAAUACAAAGAUUAAUUUAUCAAGGUUUUUUGAAAGAUAUUGUCAACUAGUCUCUCAAAAUAUAGUACCUCACAUGUAUCUUAGAAAAACUGAAAAAGAACUGAGGCAUUUUUUUUUUUUUGGCACAACUCUGAAAUCUCUACUUAGAGUGUGACUUCUCUGGUUUGGAGGAAAACUUAAUGUUAUCCCCUUUCUCCUUCCACUGUGUUUAUGAAUGAAUUCAGACCAAAAAAAAAAAAAAAAGUUGCUAGUUAGCUUAAUUUCUUCAAUCUUAAUUGAGACAUUGAUGUGGAAAUUUACAACUUUUCCUAGAAAGCAGCAGUAGUUUGCUGAGACAAGAACACUGUAUGAAGAAUGCUCCGGAUACUUGUUUCUUUUGAAUGACAGCUUUUCCUUAAGCCCAUGGCAGUCUUCUCCACCUUGAUGGAGACCCAGGUUCCUGGCUUUAUUUUUUGCUAUUUCAUGGUUUGCUCUCUCACCAGCUUUACAAGAACAUCCCCUGCUUCUGCCUCAGUUGGCAUUUUCUCUCCUUACCUCCUGUAUUUCUGGUUUAUGAAGAGACCCGCAUUCCUUUCCAGCCUCUCUGCCUCCCAGAGAAAAGAAGCUUGUGAUGAUAUGUAUUAUUGCUGAUAUUAUUGCUGCCACUGGCCCAUAAACUAUAAAGGGAAGAGAUGCGAUAGAGUAUUUUCUAUGCCUUGGAAAAUUUUAAUUACAUCUGUUCCGAUUAGUGGCAAUACAGUUUUUUGACUCUGUGCCAAAUCUUAUAUUUUUCAUGAAGAUAGAGUGCCAUAGCAAAACUAAACACUGUGCAUAAUAAUACAUGAAUUAAGUUUUACUGUGGCAUGCAUGUUUGUUUAAUAAAUGUGGCAUGGUCUUGAUAAACUGUUACAUGAUUUAAGAGUUAAAUGUACAUUUAUAUUGAUAAAAGUUUGCUUUAUUUACAAAUAAUGGUACCAUCUGAGGUGAAUGAUUAAAUCAGAUCUUUACAUAGUUUUCAUAAAACAUCAGUCUAGGAAAUCUAAUUUAUUACUAAGACAAAUGUGAAUAUUUUAUAGCAGUUUUUGUGAAAACAUUUUUUUCAAUAUUCAUGUGAAUAUACCUUAACACCAAAUGGUAAGCAUGUCAUCAAUUUGUCUGAUAUGUGUUAAAUUUUGUCUGAAGUACUUAUACAUUUCAUUUAUAUGUAUGUCUACCAUGUUUAAUUAUUCUUACAAGUAUUUUAAUUUGUCUAUAAAAGAUAAAUAAACAUUAAUUUUAAAAACUGA